Rana temporaria (common frog) is the source of this 2284-nucleotide messenger RNA. RefSeq names its product regulator of MON1-CCZ1 (gene RMC1). Gene Ontology annotation, cellular component: lysosomal membrane; late endosome membrane; Mon1-Ccz1 complex. Bases 249 to 2216 code for a protein of 655 amino acids. The record is from RefSeq and is a predicted model, not a curated record. The transcript has 20 exons. NCBI's taxonomy places the organism in Eukaryota, Metazoa, Chordata, Amphibia, Anura, Ranidae. Gene Ontology annotation, biological process: regulation of autophagy.
UUGGAGUCCAGGACUAAGCGAAGGGUGAAUUUUCCGGCUACAGUACAAUGGCUGCCUGAGCAGACACAAACUAGUCUCCUGCUGUCGGAUCCAGGCUUUCCGGGUCGUCGGUGGAGAUUGUAGUGGUAGGAGCGGAGCCGGAGGCUGUGUACAGGGAGUUACACGGAGAUGGUGUAGUGACAGUGUAGGCAGUACUAGAGCCAUAGGAGCCCUCCAUACACAAGUGACUGCUGUGUACAGGAAGAAGGAUGGAGCAGGAGGAGUACUACCUGGAGCUCAGUGACAGGCCAGUCCUGUUUGAGAACGCCACCAGUGUCAACUGCGUGUUCUUCGAUGAGGCCAAUAAACAGGUGUUUGCGGUGCGCUCUGGAGGGGCCACAGGGGUUGUGGUCAAGGGCCCAGAGGACAGAAUUCCCAUUUCUUUCAGAAUGGAAGACAAGGGAGAAGUGAAGUGUAUCAAGUUUUCAUUAGGAAACAAAAUUCUUGCUGUGCAAAGGACUGUGAAAACUGUGGAUUUUAUCAACCUAAUUCAAGAUUAUUCUCAGCUAGAAUAUUCACAGGAAUGUAAGACCAAAAAUGCAAAGAUUUUAGGAUUUUGCUGGACUAGUGCCACAGAGAUUGUCUUCAUAACCGACCAAGGAAUUGAGUUUUAUCAGGUGCUUGCUGAAAAGCGGACCUUGAAGUUAUUGAAGAGUCAGAGUAUUACUGUGAACUGGUACAUGUACUGUCCAGAGAGCAGUGUCAUCCUGCUAUCUACUGCCAACCUAUGUAAUGUUCUACAGCCGUUCCACUUCAAGAGUGGAACAAUGUCAAAGAUGGCAAAGUUUGAAAUCGAGUUACAAGUAUCCUCUACAAAGCAAGCAAAGGUUUCUGAGAGAGAUAUCGCAAUGGCGACAAUAUAUGGGCAGCUUUAUGUUCUGUUCCUGAGACAUCAUGCAAAAGCUUCCAGCAGCCCUGGAGCUGAGGUGGUCCUCUAUCACUUGCCACGGGAAGGCUUGUGUAAAAAGAUGCACAUUCUGAAACUGAACAGGACAGGGAAGUUUGCACUCAAUGUUGUAGAUAAUUUAGUAGUAGUCCAUCACCAGGAUACUGAGACAUCUGUGAUCUUUGACAUUCGCCUGCGAGGAGAGUUUGAUGGCGCAGUAAUCUUGCACCAACCAGUGCUACCUGCCCGUUCUAUACAUCCAUACCACAUGCCCAUGACCGGUCCUUCUGCUGUGGCUGGACAGCUCCCAAUUCCAUGCAAACUCUAUUCAUCUUCUUGGAUUGUCUUUCAGCCUGAUAUCAUAAUCAGUGCUAGUGAAGGUUUCCUGUGGUACCUUCGUAUCAAACUGCAGCCCAUUGUGCACCAGCUCACAGACAAGGGGCGACUAAUGGAUUUUUUGCUUCAACGUAAAGACUGUAAAGCUGUCAUUUUAUCAGUUUGCUCACAAAUGUUAUCGGCGAUGGAUAGGGCAUCGCUGCCAGUCAUUGCUACAGUCUUCGACAAACUCAACUGUGAAUAUAAGAAAUAUCUAGAAGCUGAGCACAGCUACACAGUGGCAGUUGAGACCAGUCAAGGUAGAAGUAAUGCUCUUGUGAAGAGACCCGUGCGUGGACAAGCUGUUAUAGACCAGUCCGACAUGUACACACAUGUAUUGUCUGUAUUCACUGACCUGAAGGAGGCUCCACAUAAGUUUAUCAUUGCUGUCCUCAUGGAGUACAUCCGUUCUCUGAACCAAAGUCAGAUCCCUGUACAGCACUACUUGUAUGAACUAGUAAUAAAGACAUUGGUACAACACAACCUCUUCUAUAUACUCCACCAGUUCCUCCAGUAUCACGUGCUCAGCGACUCCAAACCUCUGGCCUGCCUGUUGCUAUCUUUAGAGAGUGUCUAUCCCCCGGCACAUCAGCUUUCCCUGGAUAUGUUAAAGAGGCUUUCCACAGCCAAUGAUGAGAUUGUUGAAGUCUUGCUAUCUAAACAUCAAGUUUUGGCAGCUCUAAGGUUUGUGAGAAGCAUUGGUGGACAUGACAGCGUGUCGGCUCGCAAGUUCUUGGAUGCUGCAAAGCAAGCAGCAGACGACAUGCUCUUCUAUACGGUCUUCAGAUUCUUUGAGCAAAGAAACCAGCGUCUUCGCGGAAACCCCAACUUCACACCAGGCGAACACUGCGAGGAGCAUGUGACCUUCUUCAGACAGAGGUUUGGUGAACAAGCAUUGCUAAAGAUUAGUUCUUAAACUGCAUAUAAAAAUUGUACAAAUGUAUUAUACUAAGAAUAAAGUCCAUGCAGAUUCUGCUUAUAAAA